Messenger RNA from Bufo bufo (common toad), 1354 nucleotides. It is a transcript of the gene STYX, whose product is annotated as serine/threonine/tyrosine interacting protein. Gene Ontology annotation, biological process: regulation of ERK1 and ERK2 cascade; negative regulation of SCF-dependent proteasomal ubiquitin-dependent catabolic process; negative regulation of protein binding. Gene Ontology annotation, cellular component: nucleoplasm; cytoplasm. The transcript has 10 exons. Lineage: Eukaryota; Metazoa; Chordata; Amphibia; Anura; Bufonidae. Gene Ontology annotation, molecular function: protein tyrosine/serine/threonine phosphatase activity; F-box domain binding. The record is from RefSeq and is a predicted model, not a curated record. The coding region runs from base 63 to 734 and encodes 223 amino acids.
CGGCGGGAGCGGGAUUACUGAGCCCCGGCCUGGAAGCGUAAGAGCGGCCCGCUGGACGCAGCAUGGAGGACGUGAAGCUGGAGUUCCCCUCCCUCCCGCAAUGCAAGGAGGACGCCGAGGACUGGAGUUAUCCGAUGAGAAGGGAGAUGCAGGAGAUUUUACCUGGCUUGUUUUUGGGUCCGUACUCCGCAGCAAUGAAAAGCAAGGUGUCCAUACUCCAGAAAUACGGCAUAACGCACAUCAUCUGCAUAAGGCAAAGCAUCGAAGCCAAUUUCAUCAAACCAAAUUUUCAACACCUAUUUCGGUAUUUGGUGCUGGAUAUUGCAGAUAACCCCAUUGAAAACAUCAUACGUUUUUUCCCUACGACAAAAGAAUUCAUAGACGGAUGUUUACAGUCUGGAGGUAAAGCCCUCAUUCACGGGAAUGCAGGAAUCUCUAGAAGCGCUGCCUUGGUUAUUGCAUACAUCAUGGAAACCUUUGGUAUAAAAUACAGGGACGCGUUCACAUACGUUCAAGAAAGAAGGUUUUGCAUUAACCCCAAUGCUGGAUUUGUACAUCAACUUCAGGAAUAUGAAGCCAUCUAUCUAGCAAAAUUAACCAUCAAAAUGAUGUCUCCUCUGCAGUUGGGGAGGACUUUCUCCUUACAGUCUGGUGCCGCAGGAAGUCUGAAGCGGACCCUCGAAGAGGAUGAUGAGCACGGGAACAUGCAGGUGUCUGUGGCCCACGAGGGCUGACUACCAAGCCGGUCCCCAGAGGGCCCGGUAACCCCCACACGGCUUCUUGUCCAGGUGCUGCUGUUGUACUUUAUAGACAAUAACGGGACUUUCCAUGGAUUGUGUGGAAUUCACUGAUUGUUUUACUGCUUUUUACACGGCCCUUUUACCUAAGACUUCGAUUUUCUCUUUUGAUGUGCAAAGAGGUAUUACUGCAAUAACGCACUUUUUUCAUACUUGAAGUUUUUUUCUUUUUUCUUUUUGUAUAAUAAAAAAAAAAAAUUUCAUGCAAUGCAACCGAUGGGAGGGAGAUGCGUUUCUAAGAAAAAUUAUUUAAUUUAUAAAAAGAAAAGCUUUAGUAAUUGAAAUGUUUGCUAAACUUUUGUGUUUUGUAAAUACAUUUUAUAGGUUUAGAAGUUCUGGAAAUUUUUAACAGAGUUCUAUACUUAAAAUGGGAAGAAAACAAACACCCCCGUUCAUUGGGGAAGAUUGUACACUGUUGGUGUAGCCUUCUAUAAGUAUCAGAGUCCUUUUUUAUGCGAUUUAUAUUGUCAUUGACCUGAAAAAGAGAACAGAGCUUGUUCCUACGUAACAGAUUGUUUCAAUGUUUUCCAAAUAAACCGAUGUAAAUUUCACCUGGU